UAACUCACCAAUGACCUCUAUAACUGAAAUAAAAUCUCCCUUCUUCUGUAUUCAAUUUCCCAACUAGUAAACAACAAAAUAAUCUGUUAAAUUCCCAAAAUGCUUUGGGAAAAUAUCUGUUCUACCAGCAUACUAGUCUUUAGCAAAUUAUAUAUUUGGAUAUGCAGAUCCUGUUGUGUCUCAUAAGUCUGUAAUUUUUCACCAUUUGGAUUACAUUAUUUUUUUUUAACUUUUCCGCUACCUGAUCCGCUCUCAGAUGGCGGACCUGAUCACCGUUGGGUUUCUUGUCGGCUCCUUCUCGGCUUCGGUGACCAGCCUGCUCGCCAUAACCAUCGACCGCUACCUGUCGCUGUACAACACGCUCACCUGCUAUUUCAAGAGGACAGUGGUUUUACAUACACACUUGCUGGCGACGGCCUGGGGUGUCUACAUCUGCUUGGAUCUGAUCCCCAUCCUCGGCUGGAACUGUCUCAGCAACCAGUCUACCUGAAGCAUCGUCAAGCUUCUGACCAAGGCCAACCUGACCGUCCUCUCCAUCUCCUUCCUGGUCAACUUUGGCCUCAUGCUUCACCUCUACAUUAAGAUCUGCGAGAUAGUGUGUCGCCACGCUCACCAGAUCACAUUCCAGCAACACUUCUUCGCCACCUCUUACGCCAUGAGUACCAAGAAGAGCGUCUCUACCCUGGCCAUCGUCGUGGGCACCUUUGGUACCAGUUGGCUCCUGUUCGCUAUUAACUGCCUGGUCAGCCACCAGGACUACCCGGCGGUGUACACCUACGCCAAGCUCCUGCCGGUCACCUACAAUUCCAUGAUCAACCCCAUCAUCUACGCCUUCAAGAACCAGGAGAGACAGAAAGCCACGUGGCUCCUCUUGUGCGGUUGCUUCCAGUCUAAUACCUCCUUGCACUCCAGGUCACCCAGCAAGGUCUAGACUUUCGGGGACUCUUCUGGGAUUUAAUAGGAACCCGAGGGGUAACUUCUUCACACAAAGGGUGGUGGGAUGUAUGGAACAAGCUGCCAGAGGAGGUAGUUGAGGCAGGGACUAUCACAACCUUUAUGAGAUAAACAGACAGGUACAUGGUAGGACAGGGGAUAUGGGGAGAAGGCAGGAACGGGAUAUUGAUUGGGGAUGAUCAGCCAUGAUCACAUCGAAUGGCUGCGCUGGCUCGAAGGGGCGAAUGGCCUACUCCUGCACUUAUUGUCUUGUCUAAGUUAACAUUUCCCCCCAUAUAAUUCUUCAUUUGUCAGAUUUGUUCACUCGCUUAACUAAUUAUAUCAUAUAUAACCAGAUAACAAUUACAGCACGGAAACAGGCCAUCUCGGCCCUACAAGUCCGUGCCGAACACUUAUUUUCCCCUAGUCCCAUCUACACAAUCAUCCCACUACCAAAAAAGCCUGUUAUCAGCGGCCUUAACGACUACCGACCGGUCGCUCUCACACCAGUCAUCAUGAAGUGUUUCGAGAGGCUGGUCCAGCAGCACAUCAAAGCCAGCCUCCCGCCCACCUUCGAUCCACACCAGUUUGCCUACAGAGCAAAUAGGUCCACUGAGGAUGCCAUCGCCACUGCUCUUCACACUGCACUGACCCACCUUGAACACCAGGGGAGCUAUGUGAGGAUGCUUUUCAUUGACUUUAGCUCUGCCUUCAAUACCAUCAUCCCCAGCAGACUGGUCACCAAACUCAUGGAUUUAGGACUCUCCAAACCCAUCUGCCUCUGGAUCAAGGACUUUCUGUCUAACCGCCCCCAG
Molecule: messenger RNA, 1748 nt
Organism: Leucoraja erinaceus (little skate)
Lineage: Eukaryota; Metazoa; Chordata; Chondrichthyes; Rajiformes; Rajidae
Product: G-protein coupled receptor 6-like
Biological process (GO): G protein-coupled receptor signaling pathway
Cellular component (GO): membrane
Molecular function (GO): sphingosine-1-phosphate receptor activity
Source: RefSeq, a predicted model, not a curated record